AUGGCUUUGAACUUCGGACAACACUACGCUAUCCUCAACCUAGACUGGAUGUCUAUCCUUAUAGACGCCGCCAAGGACACAGUUGAAGGCCAAGCAUUGAUCACAAAUUGCUCUCGAUGGAACGACGCAAUUCACCAAAAAACUCCUCGCCCCCUAACGAUUUUCACCACCCUCUCCUUCAGCCCUGGACAGCCAGAAGUGGAGAGCGACAAGCCAUUCGCCAAAAUGAUUGCACCAUUCGGUACCUUCGAACAAGGCUCUCCAGAGGUUCAGAUCUAUCCCCAGUUUACGAUCGAUGAGAAGGAUAUCGUACUUCAAAAGACGAGGUGGUCUGCCACAUCUGGGAACAGCUUGGAGCAGAUCUUGAGAGCGCAGAGUAUUGAUACCGUUGUUAUUUCGGGGCUGAGUCUCUCCGGAGUGGUGAUGAGCACCAUCUAUCGUUUGUUCGAUUUGGACCUUAACAUUUAUGUCAUCGCGGGCAACGUACUGGAAUUGCCGGUGGACCAGAAUGCGGAUUUCUCCAAGGUUAUGCUGGAUACCCUCCUGCCCAAGAUGGGUCUUCAAGUCAUAUCUCUCGACGAGGCCCUUCAGGCAAUCUGA
Molecule: messenger RNA, 600 nt
Organism: Penicillium lagena
Lineage: Eukaryota; Fungi; Ascomycota; Eurotiomycetes; Eurotiales; Aspergillaceae
Product: cysteine hydrolase family protein
Exons: 2
Coding region: 1-600 (199 amino acids)
Source: RefSeq, a predicted model, not a curated record